This is a messenger RNA of Lates calcarifer (barramundi perch), 1780 nucleotides long. RefSeq names its product eukaryotic translation elongation factor 1 alpha 1, like 3 (gene eef1a1l3). The record is from RefSeq and is a predicted model, not a curated record. Gene Ontology annotation, biological process: translation; translational elongation. Gene Ontology annotation, molecular function: translation elongation factor activity; GTPase activity; GTP binding. Lineage: Eukaryota; Metazoa; Chordata; Actinopteri; Centropomidae.
AAGCAGCACACCUGUCUUCAGUUAUCAGAGCAGCUUGGAAGUUGCAGCCUAUAAAGUUGGUGCAAAGGGGCUGUUCACAUCUAUUUAAUAGAAGAAUUUGGAAUCCUCAACAGUGUUGUUUUGUCUCAGAAGCCUACAGUUGAUUUGUUUGCUCAGCAACUCUGCUUUCAGCCAUGGCAAAAGAGAAGACUCACGUUAAUGUGGUGGUUAUCGGCCACGUUGAUAGUGGCAAGUCCACCACCACCGGACACCUCGUCUACAAGUGUGGUGGCAUUGACCAGAGGAGACUGGAGAAGUUUGAGAAAGCUGCUGCACAGAUGGGGAAGAGUUCCUUCAAGUUUGCCUGGGUGUUGGACAAGCUGAAGGCUGAGAGGGAGCGAGGAAUCACUAUUGAUAUUUCACUGCUAAAAUUCAACACACAGAAGUACACCAUGACAAUAAUUGAUGCCCCAGGCCAUCGUGACUUCAUCAAAAACAUGAUAACAGGGACAUCACAGGCUGAUGUUGCCCUCCUGGUGGUCUCAGCAGCUAAAGGGGAGUUUGAGGCUGGUGUGUCGAGAAGCGGUCAGACCAGAGAGCAUGCCUUGCUGGCUUACACUCUGGGCGUCAAGCAGAUCAUAGUCUGUGUGAACAAGAUGGACCUGACCGAACCCCCUUACAGCCAGAGACGUUUCGAUGAAGUGGUGCGAGGCGUGAGCGGCUUCCUCAAGAAGAUCGGCUACGACCCCACGACCGUGCCUUUUGUUCCCAUCUCUGGCUGGACUGGGGAGAACAUGAUCACUGCAACCCAGAAGAUGCCCUGGUUCCAAGGUUGGAAGGUCAGACGAAGGGAAGGGAAUGCAAGUGGAAGAACUCUACUAGAAGUUCUGGACUCCAUUCAGCCGCCUGUGCGCACAAUCAACAAGCCUCUACGAUUACCUCUGCAGGAUGUCUACAAAAUUGGAGGAGUUGGGACUGUGCCAGUGGGCAAGAUUGAAACUGGCGUCCUCAAACCAGGCAUGACCUUGAUGUUCUCCCCUGCCAAGCUCACAGCUGAGGUCAAGUCAAUUGAGAUGCACCACCAGGGCCUGCAGACGGCUCUACCGGGACACAACGUUGGCUUCAACAUCAAGAACGUGGCUGUCAAGAACCUGCGGCGUGGGGACGUGGCUGGCAACGCCCAGCAGGACCCUCCGUCAGAUGUCCGCAGCUUUGAAGCUCAGGUGAUUAUCCUGAACCACCCGGGGAAGGUCAAAGCUGGCUACUCUCCCGUCCUGGACUGCCACACUGCCCACGUGACCUGUCGCUUCGCCGAGCUGAGGGAGAAGCUUGACCGUCGCACAGGCAAGAAACUGGAGGACCAGCCUCAGAUACUGAUAUCUGGAGACGCUGCCACAGUCAAACUGGUUCCCAUCAAGCCCAUGUGUGUGGAGAGCUUCUUCACAUACCCUCCUUUAGGUCGCUUUGCAGCCAGAGACCUAAAGCAGACAGUCGCUGUAGGAGUCAUCAAGUCUGUGGAGAAGGACCAAAGCUCAAAACUACCACACAAAGUCCAAGUGUGUAAAUAAGUUUGCUUUUGUUUACCAGUAUUUUGGUAUCCAUGCUUUAUGUGAAGAGUUUUAUUUGGUAAGCUGUGAUAUUUGUGUGUUGACACAAAGUAUUUAGUUUAUUUUUUUUAAGUGUAUAGUAUUCCUGUGUUAUUAAAUUCAAAAGAAGCUGUAGCAGAGUUGGAUGAUAUAUUUUGGUUAAUGUGAAAUCAGAAUUGUUCAAAUGACAAUAAAUUGGAGAACUUUGUUUGAGA